CAGUCCCUUUGACAGCUGUCAGUCGGUUGGGCGAAAAUUGCGCGCCAAACGCGCCACAACAACGUCGCUUUGUUGUGGAAUUGGAAGAAACUCGCAUUGGGGACAGAUUUUGUGUGUGUGGUCAGUGUUUUGUUUUUAAUAAAAACCUCCGCAAAAUGAUCAACUCCAGGCAGAACUAUCUGAACGCGAAGCGCUUUUCGGCGGAUCUGGCGCUGGAGCACAUCAUCCCGCACAACGUGUGCUUCUACCUGAUACCACCGAUCGUGGACCUGACGUUCGACGAGUUCGAGAAGCUGGCCCUGGAACGCCUAAAGAUGCUGCGGCUGCUCGAGCAGGUGACGGCCAAAAACCCGAAAGUGUCCUCGGAAGCGUGGCGCGAGGCAGUCCUGGCGGAGGUCAAUCACGAGGGGCUGCGAACGUACGCCAAGCUGGCGCGCGGCAACCUGAACGACGAUGCCAGCAAGGCGGCCCGCCGACGAGACUAUCUGUCCCACUUCAUCCUGCGGUUCGCCUACUGCCGGUCAGAGGAGCUGCGGCGCUGGUUCGUGGCGCGCGAGAUGGAACUGUUCCGGCUCAAGUUCGGCGCGCUGUCGAUGCGCGACGUGAAGGACUUUCUCGAGGUGUACGAGCUCGACUACAAGCCGCUGUCGGACGAGGAAAAGCUGGACAUUUCCGAGCAUCUGUGCGCGAGCACGUACAACCACACGCGGCUCAAGAUGGAAUCGACCGACUUCUACGCGGUGCACUUUACCGAGGUGCUGAAUCUGGUGCGCGACCGCAAAUGCUUCCUCAAGGCGGGUGUCGCGUACAUCACGCCCGACCACUUCACGCACGUGAUCGGCAAGAAGCACCAGCAGCUGAUCGAGGACGGGCUGAAAGGUCAUCUGCGCCUGCUGCCGACGCUGGAAAUCGACGAGCGGUUCGCGAUGCUGCUGAAAUCGAUCCACACGUCGUACACGGGCAAAAACUACACGGUGGCCAAGACGGGCAGCGUACCGGUGGAAAGUCUCGACCAGCUGUCGAAGAAAUCGUUCGCGCUGUGCAUGCGCAACGUGCACGAUACGCUGCGCGCGACGCACCACCUGAAGCACGUGGGCCGCAUGCAGUACACGCUGUUCCUGAAGGCGAUCGGCGUCACGAUGGAGGAUGCGCUGCGCUUCUGGCGCGAGGAGCUCACCCGCGGCAAGGUGCCGAUCGAGAAGUUCGAGAAGGAGUACGCGUACGCGAUCCGGCACAAUUACGGCAAGGAGGGUUCGCGCAUCAACUACUCGCCGUUUUCCUGCAUGAAGGUGAUCACGACACCGAUCGGGCCGGGGGAAACGCACGGCUGUCCGUUUAAGAAUCUCGAUUCCAGCACGCUCAAGAUGAAGCUGACCGGUUACGGGCUGAGUGCGAUCGAUGCGGACGAGGUGGCCGGGUAUGCGGCGAAGGGGCACUAUCAGAUCGCGUGCGGGAAGUAUUUUGAGGUGGUGCACGAAACGAAACUGGAGGAGGGCAUUAACCACCCGAAUCAGUACUUCGAGCUGAGCCAGCUGACGAUGGAAGGGAAGGAGCGGCCACGGCAGGGGCCCGCAAACCAGUCGGCCCGCUGGAACAGCCAGCCGAACAGCCAGUCGACGCAGGACGGCGGCAUGGUGGGCGAUUCCAGCACGCUGAACGGGGCGGACGAUGAUCUGGAGCUUUGGGAAAUCAUGGAAUCGAAGGAGAAGGAAACGGAUGCGGACGGUACGAUGCUUGCGGUACCGGUGGCGGAGAGUUUGAGCAAGAAAGUCAGCCCAAAGCAAACGAAAGCGGCGCAGGAAUGGGAUGACGAUGAUUUUGAUAUGCUGGAAUUUAACGAGUAACGUGGUUGGGAGGAAGGGGGGGGUGGUCUAUUUUUAUUUAUUAGUCAAUAACAGGUUCGUUGUACUUUUUUUAUAAACGCAAUGGACAUUAACAUUAAUAAAACGUACGUUUUAA
Molecule: messenger RNA, 1959 nt
Organism: Anopheles arabiensis
Lineage: Eukaryota; Metazoa; Arthropoda; Insecta; Diptera; Culicidae
Gene: Prim2
Product: DNA primase large subunit
Exons: 1
Coding region: 156-1844 (562 amino acids)
Biological process (GO): DNA replication, synthesis of primer
Cellular component (GO): alpha DNA polymerase:primase complex
Source: RefSeq, a predicted model, not a curated record